AUGACUGGUUGCGAAUUUGUUUUUGGCGAACUAGACAUGUGUUCUCACGUUCGUCUUGCUCCAACAGCAAGAUGUUCGUGAACGCAGUGGCAUACAGGGCCAAAGAGUCAGCGUAGUUCAGAAGAAGAAGAAGAUGAUGAUGCUGCCGCUGCUGCUGCUGCUGCUGAUGAUGAUGAUGAUGAUGAUGAUGAUGAUGACGACGACGAUGAUGAUGAUGAUGAUGAUGAUGAUGAUGAUGAUGAUGAUGAUGAUGAUGAUGAUGAUGAUGAUGAUGAUGAUGAUGAUGAUGAUGAUGCGAUCACUGGAUCAAAGAGUUUACUGGCCCGACGUUUUGGAUUCUCACUCGAACCCAUCACCAGAGCCAGUCGCAUACAAGGGUAG
Messenger RNA from Spirometra erinaceieuropaei, 381 nucleotides. Lineage: Eukaryota; Metazoa; Platyhelminthes; Cestoda; Diphyllobothriidea; Diphyllobothriidae. The record is from the annotation of a GenBank genome assembly.